This is a messenger RNA of Staurois parvus, 423 nucleotides long. The record is from the annotation of a GenBank genome assembly. Lineage: Eukaryota; Metazoa; Chordata; Amphibia; Anura; Ranidae.
CCCCUCCAAAUCAUUGGAUUCAGGUUACAAUCACCUCCAUAGCAACAGGUGUGUAAAAUCAAGCACCUAGGCAUGCAGACUGCUUCUACAAACACUUGUGAAAGAAUGGGUCGCUCUCAGGAGAUCAGUGAACUGAAGUGUGGUACUAUGAUAGGUUGCCACCUGUGCAAUAAGUCCAUCCGUGAAAUUUCCUUGCUACUAAAUAUUCCAAGGUUAACUGUUAGUAGUAUUUUAACAAAGUUGAAGCAACUGGGAAUGAAAGAAACUCCAAAUGCAAUGCAAAGCAGUAAAUACAGUGGUGUAAAGCACGCCGCCACUGGACUCAGAGAAUCACAGUUCUCUGUCUGGUAAUCCGAUGGACGUGUCUGGGUUUGGUUGUUGCCAGGAGAACGGUACUUAGCUGACUGCACCGUGCCAAAUGUA